AUGGCAUUCACUCCAGGAGGUAGAGGAGGCCGUGGCGGCGCCCGUGGUGGCGCCCGUGGUGGAUUUGGCGGUGGAUUUGGCGGUGGUCGCGGAGGCGGUCGCGGAGGUAGCUUCGGCGGCCGUGGCGGUGCUCGUGGCGGUGCUCGAGGAGCUCCUCGCGGCGGUGCUCGCGGUGGUGCUCGUGGCGGCCGUGGUGGUGCUCGUGGCGGUCGCGGCGGCGCUGCUGGCGGUGCCAAGGUUAUCGUCGAGCCCCAUCGUCACAGCGGUGUCUUUAUUGGCCGUGGUAAGGAAGAUAUGCUCCUCACCAAGAACUUGGCCCCCGGUGAGACCGUUUACCGAGAGAAGCUAGUCUCUAUCGAAGAGCCCAACUCGGAUCCUAGCUUGCCUGCCACCAAGGUCGAGUACCGUGUCUGGAAUCCUUUCCGUUCUAAGUUGGCUGCCGGUAUUCUUGGUGGUCUUGACGAGCUGUUCAUUGCCCCCGGCAAGAAGGUUCUCUACUUGGGUGCUGCUUCAGGCACUUCUGUCUCUCACGUUGCCGACAUCGUUGGUCCUACCGGCACUGUUUAUGCUGUUGAGUUCAGUCACCGCCCUGGCCGUGAUCUCAUUUCUAUGGCCAAGAAGCGUCCUAAUGUUAUUCCUAUUGUCGAGGAUGCCCGUCACCCGCAAAAGUAUCGUAUGCUCGUUGGUAUGGUCGACUGUGUCUUUGCCGAUGUUGCUCAGCCUGACCAAGCCCGUAUUAUUGCCCUCAAUGCUCAUAUGUUCUUGAAGAACGGUGGCGGUGUUGUCAUCUCCAUCAAAGCCAACUGUAUCGACUCCACAGUUGAUGCUGAGACAGUAUUUGCCCGCGAGGUCCAAAAGCUGCGCGAGGAGCGUGUGAAACCCCUUGAACAAUUGACCUUGGAACCUUAUGAGCGUGACCACUGCAUCGUUGUUGGUCGUUACCAGCGUUCUGCUUAA
Messenger RNA from Wickerhamiella sorbophila, 957 nucleotides. Its product is annotated as rRNA 2'-O-methyltransferase fibrillarin. Gene Ontology annotation, cellular component: nucleolus; small-subunit processome; box C/D methylation guide snoRNP complex. Gene Ontology annotation, biological process: box C/D sno(s)RNA 3'-end processing; rRNA methylation. The record is from RefSeq and is a predicted model, not a curated record. Bases 1 to 957 code for a protein of 318 amino acids. Gene Ontology annotation, molecular function: rRNA methyltransferase activity; RNA binding; histone H2AQ104 methyltransferase activity. The transcript has a single exon. Lineage: Eukaryota; Fungi; Ascomycota; Dipodascomycetes; Dipodascales; Trichomonascaceae.